AUGGAAAGUCUUCAGUCCAAUUUACCGCAUCCUCAAAUUAUUUCUGAUUCUGGAGAAUCACGAUUCAACCAGCUAGAACGCACAUUGGAACAGUUUCAGGAACUGGAUCAAAUGCGAAGUCAGUUCAUGGAUGUGAAAGUUCCACUAGAGCUCCUCGAUGUGUUAGAUCAAGGUAAUGUAUUACUUUGUGAAGCCCUCACACACUUUUGCUGUUUCAGGGAAAACAAUCCACAAGUCAAGUAUUUUCUCCACAGGACCUACACAGAAUGUGAUCCUUUCAUAGUUGGAGAGUAUACCUGGCUCCGCCAUCGUAAAAAGCGUGCAUCUUGGCGAUCGAAACAUCAAGUGCUUUCAAUGAUAGAAGAAAUGGCGAUUGGAGGAGAUUAUCGUCCAGGAAUGAAGCGCGGCGUGAAUAGGCGUCUCCCGCGUGGCCAGGAGUUAUGGGACACUGAAACAAUUGGACAUGAUAUUUUCAAGGUACACAGUAAGUGGAAGGCUGAUGAAGAAGAUUUGGACAUGCCCCAGUCACAUAAACAUCCAAAUUUUGUAUAUAGGAAAUAUUGA
Molecule: messenger RNA, 564 nt
Organism: Cooperia oncophora
Lineage: Eukaryota; Metazoa; Nematoda; Chromadorea; Rhabditida; Trichostrongylidae
Source: the annotation of a GenBank genome assembly